AUGUCCCUUGAGUGCACGCAGGCGGCGGGCACCGGGCCCCCUCGAAGCCUAGAGCGGUCCAACCGCACCCGCUUCCCCUUCUUCUCUGACAUCAAGGGGGACCACCGGCUGGUGCUGAGCACCGUGGAGACCGUCGUGCUGGCGCUCAUCUUUGUCGUGUCGCUGCUAGCCAAUGUGUGCGCUUUGGUGCUGGUGGUGCGCCGACGGCGCCAUGGCACCACUGUCUGCCUUGUGAUCAACCUUUUCUGCGCGGACUUGCUCUUCACCAGCGCCAUCCCGCCGGUGCUGGCCGUGCGCUGGACCGAGGCCUGGCUGCUGGGCCCGGUCGCCUGCCACCUGCUCUUCUACAUGAUGAGCCUGAGCGGCAGCGUUACCAUGCUCACGCUGGCAGCCGUCAGCCUGGAGCGCAUGGUGUGCAUCGCACGCCUGCAGCGCGGCGUGCGGGGCCCGGGGCGGCGGGCGCGGGCCGGGCUGCUCACGUUCAUCUGGGUCUACUCGGCGCUCGCCGCGCUGCCCCUCUGCAUCUUCUUCCACGUCAUCCCGCAGCGGCUCCCCGGCGCCGAGCAGGAAAUUUCGAUUUGCACACUGGUGUGGCCCAGCAUUGCCGGAGAGAUCUCCUGGGAUGUGUCAUUUGUUACUUUGAACUUCCUGGUGCCAGGACUGCUCAUUGUGAUCAGUUACUCCAAAAUUUUACAGAUCACAAAGGCAUCAAGGAAAAGGCUCACGGUGAGCCUGGCUUACUCGGAGAGCCACCAGAUCCGCGUGUCCCGGCAGGACUUCCGGCUCUUCCGUGCCCUCUUCCUGCUCAUGGUCUCCUUCUUCAUCAUGUGGAGCCCCAUCAUCAUCACCAUCCUCCUCAUCUUGAUCCAGAACUUCAAGCAAGACCUGGUCAUCUGGCCGCCCGUCUUCUUCUGGGUGGUGGCCUUCACGUUCGCCAACUCGGCCGUAAACCCCAUUCUCUACAACAUGUCACUGUUUAGGAACGAAUGGAGGAAAAAUUUUCGCUGCUUCUUGUUCUCAGAAAAGGGAGCGAUGUUUACAGACACGUCUGUCAGAAAAAAUGAUUUGUCCAUUAUUUCCAGCUAACUAAUUUUUCUCUAUAGGCAGAGUUUGUCACUCUCCGGCAAGCCAUGGCAUGUUUUCAAAGCAAGUUAAUUUCCAGGACCAUCACACCAGUGCACCCUGCUUCAAGAAAAUGUAACCUAUGCAGAUACACAUUUACAGCACCAUCAAAUUAAGGGAUGAUCAUUCAGUAUAACAAUUUUAUCCUUUCUAAAAGGAUUUG
Molecule: messenger RNA, 1285 nt
Organism: Diceros bicornis minor
Lineage: Eukaryota; Metazoa; Chordata; Mammalia; Perissodactyla; Rhinocerotidae
Gene: FFAR4
Product: free fatty acid receptor 4
Exons: 3
Coding region: 1-1086 (361 amino acids)
Biological process (GO): G protein-coupled receptor signaling pathway
Cellular component (GO): membrane
Molecular function (GO): peptide binding; G protein-coupled receptor activity
Source: RefSeq, a predicted model, not a curated record